AUGCCAGAUACAGCUACAACUAAUCAACUUCCCUUACGUACAACAACAAGUAGUCGUUGGCCAAGAAAAUGGGCAACAAUUGGUGGACGUGGUACAUCAUCAUCAUCAAUAACAAUGAUUCCAACAAAGGAUUCGAAUUUAAAUGACAAUACUUCAAAAAAAACUAAUAAUAAUAAUCAUCAUCAUUCAACAUCUUUAUUACGUCAAUCAUCAACAAUAAAUCGAACAAAUGAUAGACCAAUAACAUUUAAUGAAAAUUCUGAUCAAUCAUUAAAAAAAUCUCGUUCAUUAAUGGAUGUAUUACGUUCAAAAUUAAAUUCUCCAGCUGUACUUCGUCGUUUUCGUUCAAAAUCACGUGAAAGUACAAAGCAAUCUGUUACAGAAAUCAAUGGACAUACAACAACAACAAAUGAACAAACAGAAAUAAAACAAUCAAAUAAUGAACAAACAACAACAACAACAAGAAAAUCAAGAAAACGUGAUCCAUCACCAAUAAAACGUUUUACUAAUCGUCUUUCACAAUUAACACGACAUCAAAGAACAAAAUCAAAUGAAAGACAACAACAAUCACCGUCAAAAUCAAUAAUAAAUGAUUCAAAUAAUAAUAAUAAUAAUAAUGAACCAGAACAAUCUGCAACACCAAUACAUAAUCAAGAUAAAAUUGAUCAUAUAAAUGCAUGUUAUGAUGAAAUUCGUGCUAAAUAUUUUAAUGAUAAUGAUAUAAAAAAACCAAGUACAUCAAAUAAUGAAAACGAUUCAUCAUUUAAUAAUGAUUUUUUAAAUAAUUUUCAACAUACUACGUUACCAUUACCAUCUGAUGAUCCAUUACUUCAAGCACGUAAACAAUCAAAUAUCAAAUUAAAUUGUAUGUUAAGUGGUUAUACAUUAACAAAAUCAUUUGCUAAUCAUGAAAAACUAUUUGAUCAAAAUGAUUUAUUUAAAUAUAAUCAUUAUUAUGAUGUUGGAAAAAGAAAAUAUGAUUGGAAUUUUACAAAUAAUAAUAAUAGAAUAUUUUCUAGUAUGAGAACAAAACCAAUUAGUAAAAGUAUUGAUAGUUUUAGACAUAUGAAUACAAAUGAAAACCAAGUAUCAGUAACAUUGGAAAAAGUUAAUGUUAUUAAUAAUGAUUCAUUAGUUCAAAGAGAAAAUAAUGAAAAUAUUACACGAAUAUUACCCGAUGACAAUGAACUUGUCAUUCGUGAAGACAAUGAUUUAAUAGAUUCAGAAAAAAACAUAUUACAUAAUUUAUCAAAUGUUCAUGUAACAUCAACUAUUCCAAUUAAUGUGAAAACAUAUGUUUCAACAUCUUCAAAUCAAUCUGAUAAGAAUGAAAUAAUUUCAAAUGAACAUUCUAUGGAAGAAAACGAUGAAGAAUUUGAACGAAAUUUUUUACGUGCAGUUAAUCGAGCACUUGGUGUUGUUAAUAAAGAUAAAAAUGAAUUAACACAAACAAUUUAUGAUAUACCAAAAGAAACAGACGAAUCUCAUUUGAAUCUUAUUCAAAUGACUGAACAAGCACUUUCAUCACUAAAUAAUUCAACAUUAUUUACGAAUGAUGAUGAAAAAGCCGAACAAGUAGAUAAUAGUAUAGAAUUAACAAAAGCUGAGUUAGUUGAUCGUACUAAUGAAUCUUCAAAUAUAGAAGAAAUAUCAACGAUUACUAAUGAAAAUCAACAAGAAAUAAAUAAUGAUAAUUUUAUUAAUGAUGAACAUAUCUUGUCAGUUAUUGAUGAUUUAAUACGAAAAACUGAAGAUUUAUUAUUUGAAGAAUCGAAGAAUGGCCGGACAUUUUUGGUCAAAUUGGAUGAUGAAGAAAAAAUAAUUAAAUCAAAAGCAGAUGCUUAUAAUAAAUUACUUCAAACAGAUGAUAAUCGAUUAAAUGAAGAUGUUCGUACUGAUAUUAAUGCUGUUAUUGGUGAAGUUAAUUUAUUAUUAAGAGGCAAACUUAAACAGUUUCGGGGUUUAUGCGAAAGAAAUACGACUGGUGGACCAAUACCACUUGACAGCGAUCUCGAAGGUUUCUGGGAUAUAACAUAUCCACUUAUUGAUAAAGUUAAAGAAAAAUUUGCUAAACUUGAUGCACGUAAAGCUAAACAAUGGGCUCCAAUUGAAGAAUAUGACCCUAAUGAUGUUAAUAAUCGUCCUCGUGUAAUCGAUGAUCGUCUUAAACAACUUCAACCUCAACAAAACAAAUCAUCAAAAAAUCCGACAACAAAAGCACCAAAUGAAGAUUUGAAAAAAUUAAUUCAAGAACGACGAAAAGCUGCUGCUAAUGCAACAAAUCAAAACCAUGAUAUUGAAAUAUUCGUCGCACAUAAAUAA
Messenger RNA from Rotaria sp. Silwood2, 2322 nucleotides. NCBI's taxonomy places the organism in Eukaryota, Metazoa, Rotifera, Eurotatoria, Philodinida, Philodinidae. The record is from the annotation of a GenBank genome assembly.